AUGUUGCACCCCAAGAGUUACGAAAUUUACUUCACUUUGAACAAUGGUUCAAAAAUGCCCGCACUCGGGCUCGGUACUGCGAAUCCGCCUGAGAGACUUGCAGAAACAAAACAGGCCGUAAAAGCUGCGGUAAAAGCAGGAUAUAGGCACAUUGAUACUGCGUGGGCCUACGGGACAGAGCAGUACAUUGGAGAAGCCUUGAAAGAGCUGUUUGAGGAGGGUGUUGUGAAAAGGGAAGACCUAUUCAUCACCACAAAGGUGUGGCCAACCCAUUGGGAUAAAGUGAAUGAUUCAUUGGAAUCCUCUCUAAAGAAUUUGGGAGUGGACUACGUUGACCUGCUGCUACAACAUUGGCCAUUGUGCUUUGCAAAAGUCAAGGAUCCCAACGGAAUUGAAGGCCUUGCACGCAACCCCAAGAAUGAAGAUGGCACUGCCAAGUACGAACCCGAUGGAGACUUCUACGAAACCUACAGGCAGCUCGAGAAGUUGUACCUGGACAAGGAUCCUCGUGUGAAAGCUAUUGGCGUUUCGAACUACCCCAUCCCUUAUUUAGAGAAAUUACUAAAGACUUUCAAAGUGGUUCCUGCUAUAAAUCAAGUCGAGUUGCAUCCGUACUUGCCACAACUGGAGCUCCGCGAAUACUGUAAGAAACAUGGGAUCGUCUUAGAAGCCUUUUCCCCCUUCGGUGCAGAUGGCGUGCCCAAUGUUGAGAUCCCAGAAGUCAAGGAAUUUGCUAAAGUCCAUGACGUAUCAGCUAGUGAUGUAUUGCUAUCUUACCACAUCAGACAAGGUGUCGUUGUGGUUCCUCGCUCUUUGAAUCCUACAAGAAUCGCAGGGAAUAUAGAGUUUGUGCCAUUGACGGAAGAAGAACUGGACAGAUUAAAUAAAUUUGGAAUCGGAAGAGAGCGUCGUUACCGUGACGAGCAAUUUUCCUCCUGUAUCCCAACAUUCUAUGAAAACAAAUAA
Lachancea fermentati is the source of this 966-nucleotide messenger RNA. The record is from the annotation of a GenBank genome assembly. NCBI's taxonomy places the organism in Eukaryota, Fungi, Ascomycota, Saccharomycetes, Saccharomycetales, Saccharomycetaceae.